CCUCCACCGCCGCUGGGAACGCCCCCUUCUCCACGGCCCCCGACCGAACUUUUCUCCAACUUCUGAGACCCGUGAGAUUCCCUCCUUAGUACCCCGGCCCUCAGGAUCCCUUUGCCCAUCCCUGGGCCCGUCGGAUCCCUGGGAUCCACUCGAUCCCCGACUCAGAGACUCCUGUCCUCCACCCCCAGGGUCUGGUGAAUCCCCUCGGGCCCCCUUCUUAAUUGGAUCCUCUUCUUAGAGCCAUUGGAUUCUGCGAUCCUACUCCCCCCCACCCCCUCCGCCCGCUCUCUUCUCAAGCCUUUCUCUCCCCAAGGGGCCUCUGGAUCCUGGGCUCUCCUGAUCCCUGAGAUCCCGACCUGCUAGGUUUUCUUGAUUUCUUAGAAUCUCUCAAUCUCUGGGUGCCUCAAACCAUUAGAUCUCUCCUUUAUGAUUCCCGGGCGUCUGAUCCACUGGAUCACCCUUCUCUAAUUUCCCAGGGUCCCGCCAUCCUCGAGUGCCCUCAACCUGCUAGGUUUCUUUUCUCGUAGCCCCGGGAUCCCCGCACUCCCGCUACCAGCUUACGAGCUCCCUUGGAUCCAGUGACCCGGGGUCCCCGGACUCCUUCAGCCGGAUCCCGGGUGGGCGCCGGGCGGCCGGUCCCGGGCCUCUCCCCUAUGGCCGCCCCCCCCUCCCAUCUCGCCGGGCUCCCAGGCUCUCCCGGGCCUGGGUCUCCUCCGCCCCCCGGCGGCUUGGAGUUGCAGUCGCCGCCACCGCAGCUGGCCCAGAUCCCAGCUCCGAGCUCCGGGGUCUCCUUCCACAUCCAGAUCGGGCUGACCCGCGAGUUUGUGCUGCUGCCCACCGCCUCCGAGCUGGCCCACGUGAAGCAGCUGGCUUGCUCCAUCGUGGACCAGAAGUUCCCCGAGUGUGGCUUCUACGGCCUUUACGACAAGAUCCUUCUCUUCAAACAUGACCCCACGUCGGCCAACCUCUUGCAGCUGGUGCGCUCAGUUGGAGACAUCCAGGAGGGCGACCUGGUGGAGGUGGUGCUGUCGGCUUCGGCCACCUUCGAGGACUUCCAGAUCCGCCCCCACGCCCUCACCGUUCACUCCUACCGAGCGCCUGCCUUCUGCGAUCACUGCGGGGAGAUGCUCUUCGGCCUUGUGCGCCAGGGCCUCAAGUGUGAUGGCUGCGGACUGAACUACCACAAGCGCUGCGCCUUCAGCAUCCCCAACAACUGCAGCGGGGCCCGCAAGCGCCGCCUGUCGUCCACGUCUCUGGCCAGUGGCCAUUCCGUGCGCCUCAGCACCUCUGAGUCCCUGCCCUGCAUGGCCGAUGAGCUGAGCCGGAGCACCACCGAGCUCCUGCCUCGCCGGCCCCCGUCCUCCUCCUCCUCCUCUUCUGCCUCCUCCUACACGGGACGCCCGAUCGAGCUAGACAAGAUGCUGCUCUCCAAGGUCAAGGUGCCGCACACAUUCCUCAUCCACAGCUACACCCGGCCCACCGUCUGCCAGGCUUGCAAGAAGCUCCUCAAAGGCCUCUUUCGCCAGGGCCUGCAGUGCAAAGACUGCAAGUUUAACUGUCACAAACGCUGCGCCACCCGCGUCCCUAACGACUGCUUGGGGGAGGCACUCAUCAACGGAGAUGUGCCGAUGGAUGAGGCCAGCGACUACAGCGAGGCUGACAAGAGCUCCCUCAUGGAUGAAUCCGACGACUCCGGGGUCAUCCCGGGCUCCCACUCGGAAAAUGCCCUCCACGCCAGCGAGGAGGAGGAAGGCGAGGGAGGCGAGGCCCAGAGCUCCUUGGGGUACAUCCCUCUAAUGAGGGUAGUGCAGUCGGUGCGACACACGACACGGAAAUCUAGCACCACCCUGCGCGAGGGUUGGGUGGUUCAUUACAGCAACAAGGACACGCUGAGGAAGCGGCAUUAUUGGCGCCUGGACUGCAAGUGCAUCACGCUCUUCCAGAACAACACGACCAACAGAUACUACAAGGAAAUCCCACUGUCAGAAAUCCUCACCGUGGAGCCCGCCCAGAACUUCAGCCUUGUGCCACCGGGCACCAACCCCCACUGCUUCGAGAUUGUCACUGCCAAUGUCACCUACUUUGUGGGCGAGACGCCCGGUGGGGCCCCAGGGGGCCCCAGUGGGCAGGGGGCCGAGGCCGCCCGGGGCUGGGAAACGGCCAUCCGCCAGGCCUUGAUGCCCGUCAUCCUCCAGGAUGCACCCAGCACCCCGGGCCACACACCCCACAGACAAGCUUCUCUGAGCAUCUCCGUGUCUAACAGCCAGAUCCAAGAGAAUGUGGACAUCGCCACCGUCUACCAGAUUUUCCCUGAUGAGGUGCUGGGCUCAGGGCAGUUUGGAGUGGUCUAUGGAGGAAAGCACCGGAAGACAGGCCGGGACGUGGCAGUAAAGGUCAUCGACAAACUGCGUUUCCCCACCAAGCAGGAAAGCCAGCUGCGGAACGAAGUGGCCAUUCUGCAGAGUCUGCGGCACCCGGGGAUCGUGAACCUGGACUGUAUGUUUGAGACGCCUGAGAAGGUGUUCGUGGUAAUGGAGAAGCUGCAUGGGGACAUGCUCGAGAUGAUCCUCUCCAGUGAGAAGGGCCGGCUGCCCGAGCGCCUCACCAAGUUCCUCAUCACCCAGAUCCUGGUGGCCUUGAGACACCUUCACUUCAAGAACAUCGUCCACUGUGAUUUGAAACCAGAAAACGUGUUGCUGGCAUCCGCUGACCCAUUUCCUCAGGUGAAGCUGUGCGACUUCGGCUUCGCGCGCAUCAUCGGCGAGAAGUCGUUCCGGCGCUCGGUGGUGGGCACGCCUGCCUACCUGGCGCCCGAGGUGCUGCUCAACCAGGGCUACAACCGCUCCCUGGACAUGUGGUCGGUGGGCGUGAUCAUGUACGUCAGCCUCAGUGGCACGUUCCCUUUCAACGAGGAUGAGGACAUCAAAGACCAGAUCCAGAACGCCGCCUUCAUGUACCCAGCCUGCCCCUGGAGCUGCAUCUCCUCCGGAGCCAUUGACCUCAUCAACAACCUGCUGCAGGUGAAGAUGCGCAAGCGCUACAGCGUGGACAAAUCUCUCAGUCACCCCUGGUUACAGGAGUACCAGACGUGGCUGGACCUCCGAGAGCUGGAGGGGAAGAUGGGCGAGCGGUACAUCACGCACGAGAGUGACGACGCGCGCUGGGAGCAGUUCGUGGCCGAGCACCCGCUGCCCGGGCCCGGCCUGCCCGCCGAUGGGGACUUCGGUGGGGCCCUGCCGCCGCAGGACCACGAGAUGCAGGGGCUGGCCGAGCGCAUCAGCGUCCUCUGAGGCCCCGUGCCCCCCGCCCUGGCUGCCCCAUGAUGCUGUGCUCCCGUCCCCGGAGAGCUGCCCUCCCGCACCAUCUCGUGGAACUGUUCCAUCUAAGGAGAAGCGGCUUCCUGCCCAAACCGGAUGGCGCACGCCCCGGGGGAGGAGCACGGCGGGUGUCCGUGGAGGGGUGUAGUUAUUUGCAACGUGAACUCCCCAGCAAUUAAAACGAACUCAUUUCUGGCCCCAUGGCCUGAGUCUCUGGCCACACCGCACUCUUGUAUCAUGAGUCUGUUGUUCACGGAGAUGGAGUUCACCCGGAAAGAGGAUAUUUCCUAAAAGGGGGUGGGGUGGGGGAGGGAUGGGAGAGGUGGCGGCGAGGGGGCUGGAAGCAGGAGGACUUUUGGAAGAAGGAGCCACAGGGAUGGGAAACCUGGAGGGAGGACUGCCAGGAGGGAAGUCUGGAAGGGGGAAGGUACAGAGGGGAGCAGAAGGAGGAUGGGGAAGCGGAAAGCAGGAAGAGUUCGAAAAGGAAGGAGUAAGCCCGGAGGGGAGGACGGAUGCAGGAGCCCGACUGGAGGCUCGGAGGGUUUGGAGCAAAGUAGUCCCGUUUGAUCCACUGUUUUGGUUGGGGACAUUACUACUAAUCACAACCACUGAUGAGAACAAUGCAGUUAGCGCAAGUCUGGUCCGGGGUAGAAACCUGAUGCGCAAUAUUUAGUAUUUUCUUUUAAAUCGAUGCGGUGACUUCUCUACGCACAGAAUGUGUUCAUUCACUGGGUCAUCCAUCUGUCACACUGUGGUGGGUGAUGCUGGGGACACAGUGGUGACUGAGACCGCCCAGGCUCUGCCCUCAGGGGGUUCGCCAUCCAGCGGAGAGAGAGACCCGUCCCAGGACAGUGAAGACCCAGAGUGGGUAUGGCUGGGUGAGUCUCAAGCGAGCCUCGGGGUCGGGAAGGCCGGUCUUCUGAGCUAACUUCUCAAGCUUCAUCCCGGUCCUGAGAUUGUAGGCAGAGGGAUCGCUCCACCUUUGACCCCUGCCCUCCAGCUCCUCAUUGUCACCCAGACUAUGUUUUUAAUGUUUAUUUAUUUUUGAGAGAGAGAGAGAGAGAGAGAGAGAGAGCGCCAGUGGGAGAGGGGCAGAGAGCCAGGUGACAGAGGAUCCGAAGCGACUCCACAGUGACAGCGUAGAGCCAAAUGAGGGCUCGAACUCACAAACUGUGAGAUCAUGGCCUGAGCCGAAGUCAAAAAUCAGACACUUAACCGACUGAGCCAUCCAGGCUCAGUUUGUUUGUUGGUUGGUUGGUUUGUUUGUUUAAUUUAAAUUUUAGCUAGCAUAGAGUGCGAUAUUGGUUUCAGGAGUAGAAAUUCAGUGACUCAUCCCUUACAUAAAACACCCAGUGCUCAGCACAAAUGCCCUCAUUAGUACCCAUCACCCAUCUGGCCCAUCUCCCACCCGCCUCCCUCUGUCAACUCGUGAUUUGUUCUCCACAGCUAAGAGUCUCUUGUGGUUUGUUUCCCUCUCUUCUCUUCAUCCAUCAAUGGACAUUUGGACUCUUUCCAUAGUGUGGCUACUGUUGAUAAUCCAGAGCAACGGCUCUUUGAUUUGAAGAAGUUCAUUGGGCACCUGGGUGGUUCAGUCAGUUAAGCGUCCGGCUUCAGCUCAGGUCAUGAUCUCGCAGUUCAUAAGUUCGAGCCCCCACGUCGGGCUCCGUGCUGACAGCUCAGAGCCUGGAGCCUGCUUCGGAUUCUGUGUCUCUCUCUUUCUCUCUCUGUCCCUCCCCCACUCGUACUCUGUCUCUUUCUCAAAAAUAAAUGAAACAUUUAAAAAAUUUAAAAAAAAAGCUCAGAUGAGGGGGGCACCUGGGUGGCUCAGCUGGCUAAGUGCCUGACUCUUGAUUUUGGCUCAGGUCAUGAUCUCAUGGCUCGU
Messenger RNA from Panthera uncia (snow leopard), 5199 nucleotides. RefSeq names its product protein kinase D2 (gene PRKD2). NCBI's taxonomy places the organism in Eukaryota, Metazoa, Chordata, Mammalia, Carnivora, Felidae. Gene Ontology annotation, molecular function: ATP binding; protein serine/threonine kinase activity. The record is from RefSeq and is a predicted model, not a curated record. The transcript has 18 exons. Gene Ontology annotation, biological process: protein phosphorylation. The coding region runs from base 654 to 3290 and encodes 878 amino acids.